AACUAUGACGAGCUGGUCGCAAAGUCGCUGCUCAACCUUGGCAAGAUCGCAGAAGACGCCGCCUACCAGGCCAUGACCGAGUCUGAGAUGAACAGCAACUCCUCCAACAGCGGCGGGGAGGACGAGGACGAGGACGACGGCAGCGAGUGCGGGGACAGGAAGGGUGAGCUGAGCGUGGACCUGGACAGCGACGUCGUCAGGGAGACGGUCGACUCCCUCAAGCUGCUCGCGCAGGGCCACGGCGCCGUGCUGCCCGAGGACGGCUACACGGAGGUCGCCGCGGCGGACGAGGGGCGGGGCGUGGUGGGGAUGAGGGCGGAGGAGAACGAGGAGGGGGUGUGUCUCAGCAGCCUGGAGUGUCUAAGGAACCAGUGCUUCGAUCUGGCUCGCAAACUCAGCGAGACGCAGCCGUGUGACCGCGCCGGACACCUGAUCCACCAACAGCUGCAGCACGCCGCCGACCAGCAGGUGGCGCACCACCAUGCUCACCACCACCACCACCACCACCACAGCAGGUACGAGAGCUGCCACCAGGGGGCGCCAGAGGAGCCCCGCUCCGCGGAGCACCACUACUCAGACAUGGUGAACCUGUUGAAGCUGGAGGAGCAGCUGAGCCCGGCAUCGCGCGGUUACCCCACCAGCUGCAGCCAGGAGGGCGACGAGGACACCACGUCCGUGGCGUCCGACCGCUCCGACGAGACCUUCGACAUGGCCAAGGGGAACCUGUCGCUGCUGGAGAAGGCCAUCGCCCUGGAGUCCGAGAGGGCAAAGGUCAUGAGGGACCGCAUGGCCUCGGAGCACGCCGGGCACAGCCCGAGGCUGAGCAGCAGCGCCGAGGACCGCAGGUCCAGGAUGCACCACGACGGGCUGAAGAGGGCGUAUUACCCUAAAGAUUCUUCCAGGGGGGACAAGAAGGAGAGCAAGUGUCCGACGCCGGGCUGCGACGGGACGGGUCAUGUGACGGGUCUGUACCCGCACCACCGCAGCCUCUCCGGGUGUCCACACAAAGACAGAGUCCCACCUGAGAUUCUUGCCAUGUAUGAAAAUGUUUUAAAGUGUCCUACUCCCGGCUGCUCCGGACGGGGCCAUGUCAAUAGCAACAGGAACUCACACCGCAGUCUGUCUGGUUGUCCCAUCGCUGCUGCAGAGAAGAUGGCAAAGGUCCAUGAGAAAAGUCACCUGACCGACAGCGGCAGUAAAUCAAACCAGACGUCGGACCGCGUCCUCAGGCCGAUGUGCUUCGUCAAACAGCUGGAGAUUCCUCAGUACGGCUACAAGAACAACGUCCCGACCACGACGCCACGCUCCAACCUGGCCAAGGAGCUGGAGAAAUACUCCAAGACCAGCUACGACUACAGCGGCUACGACGGCCAGCACGCCGCCGGCUACGGCAAGAGAGGCCUGACCGCCAAGUCCCAGCACGGGCGAGACACGCCCCCUAAGGGCUUCGAUGUCAAGCGCUUCUGUAAGACGUCGAGUCCGGCGAGCAGCACGACCAGCAGCUACGCUCCGAGCAGCAGCAGCAGCCUGAGCUGUGGGGGAGGCGGAGGAGGGGGCGGGCUCAGAGGCGGAGGAGGGGGCGGAGGCAGCAGUGCCAGCAGCACCUGCAGUAAGAGCAGCUUCGACUACACCCACGACAUGGAGGCGGCGCACAUGGCGGCCACGGCCAUCCUCAACCUGUCGACGCGGUGCCGGGAGAUGCCGCACGCUCUGGGCGUGAAACAGAGUCCGGUGGACGACCUGGACGACAGCGGCGCGGUGGACGUGGCCGGUCAGCCCGGGGGUCCGGAGGGCAGCGGGACGGUGUUGACCCCCCUGCAGCCCAUGUCCCCGCAGCGUCAGGCCCUGCUGAGCAGCCGCUGCUACCAGCUGAGCGAGGCCGACUGCUGGGACCUGCCCGUCGACUACCCCAAGAUCAAGCGCCUGGGAGACGAGCAGGAGCACAAGGAGAGCGACGAGCUGGACCCGUUCCAGGAGCUGCUGGACGAGCAGCGCUACCCGACCGAGGUGACCACGCCCAGCCCCAAACACCACAAGUACCCGCCGUGCAAGGAGAGCAAGAAGGAGCUCAUCACGUUGUCCAGUUGUCAGCUCGCAGACAAGAACAUCCGCGGGAUGAUGACGACAAACUCGCAAGAGCUUAAGUGUCCGACCCCCGGUUGUGACGGCUCUGGACACAUCACUGGAAACUACGCCUCCCACAGGAGUCUGUCAGGUUGUCCACGUGCCAAGAAGAGCGGCAUCAAAAUCAUCCACAGCAAAGAAGACAAGGACGACCAGGAGCCAAUCAAGUGUCCAGUCCCGGGCUGCGACGGACAGGGUCACGUGACGGGGAAGUACGCCUCCCACCGCAGCGCGUCUGGCUGCCCCCUGGCUGCCAAGAGGCAGAAGGACAACUACGUCAACGGCUCGCAGUUUGUCUGGAAGUCCGGCAAGACGGACGGCAUGACCUGUCCGACCCCGGGCUGCGACGGGUCGGGACACGUCAGCGGGAGCUUCCUGACACAUCGGAGUCUGUCCGGUUGUCCUCGAGCCACCUCGGCCAUGAAGAAAGCCCGGAUGAGCGGAGUGGAGAUGCUGACAAUCAAGCAGAGAGCAAGUAAAGGCAUCGAAAACGAUGAAGAAAUCAAACAGCUGGAUGAAGAAAUCAAAGAUUUGAACGAGUCCAACAAUCAAGUGGAGUCGGACAUGAUAAAGCUGAGGACACAAAUUACCACCAUGGAGACGAACCUCAAAUCCAUCGAGGAGGAGAACAAAGUGAUCGAGCAGCAGAACGACUCGCUGCUGCACGAGCUCGCGAACCUCAGCCAGUCGCUCAUCAACAGCUUAGCUAACAUCCAGCUGCCGCACAUGAGACCGCUGCCACAGAAAGAGGCCCCAGUAAAGCAUAACUGCUGUUUACAGAUGUCUCCCAGAGAGCCAAUGAACGAACAGAACUUUGACUCGUAUGUGAGUACGCUGACGGACAUGUACACCCACCAGGACCAGUACCAGAGCCCGGAGAACAAGGCGCUGCUGGAGAACAUCAAACAGGCCGUCCAGGGCAUCCAGGUUUAGCCCCGACAAAAAAAACCCACACAAGAAAAACAAAUGCAAAGCAAAAACAACAACA
Messenger RNA from Solea senegalensis (Senegalese sole), 3112 nucleotides. RefSeq names its product myelin transcription factor 1-like protein. The transcript is spliced from 18 exons. NCBI's taxonomy places the organism in Eukaryota, Metazoa, Chordata, Actinopteri, Pleuronectiformes, Soleidae. Gene Ontology annotation, molecular function: DNA-binding transcription factor activity, RNA polymerase II-specific; zinc ion binding; RNA polymerase II cis-regulatory region sequence-specific DNA binding. The record is from RefSeq and is a predicted model, not a curated record. Gene Ontology annotation, cellular component: nucleus. Gene Ontology annotation, biological process: regulation of transcription by RNA polymerase II. The coding region runs from base 73 to 3057 and encodes 994 amino acids.